UUCAAUUUCCUUGCCACAACAACCAAGAGAAAUCCAAUUCCCCAAAACACAUUCUUUGGCAAAACCCAAUAUGAAGGCCACAAAUUGUGUUCUUGCCACAAUGGCAUUGUUAAUAUUAGUGGUAGUGGUAAAUGGAGGUGAUGAUCAACCAUCUUCAGUAAAGCCAUUGGUGAAGAUUGUGAAGGGCAAGAAGUUGUGCGACAAGGGAUGGGAGUGCAAAGGCUUGUCUGCAUAUUGCUGCAACGAGACUAUUUCUGAUUACUUCCAGACCUACCAGUUUGAGAACUUGUUUUCAAAGCGUAAUACACCUGUGGCUCAUGCAGCAGGAUUUUGGGACUACCAUUCUUUUAUAACUGCUGCUGCGGUUUACCAGCCUCAUGGGUUUGGUACCACUGGAGGAAAACUCAAGGCUCAGAAGGAAGUUGCUGCUUUCCUUGGGCAUGUGGGCAGCAAAACUUCGUGUGGCUAUGGAGUGGCCACAGGAGGACCACUGGCCUGGGGCUUAUGCUACAACAAGGAAAUGAGCCCCAGCAAAUUGUACUGUGAUGACUACUAUAAGUACACCUAUCCAUGCACUCCUGGAGCUUCAUACCACGGCAGGGGUGCCCUGCCUAUCUAUUGGAACUACAACUAUGGCAAGACUGGAGAAGCCCUGAAGGUUGAUUUGUUGAAUCAUCCAGAAUACAUUGAAAACAAUGCCACACUAGCAUUCCAGGCUGCAAUUUGGAAGUGGAUGACUCCAGAAAAGAAGAAUCAACCAUCAGCUCAUGAUGUAUUCGUGGGCAACUGGAAGCCUACCAAGAAUGACACUCUGUCCAAGAGGGUACCUGGUUUUGGCGCUACCAUUAAUGUUCUCUACGGAGAUCAGGCUUGUGGGAAAGGCGACGAUGAAUCGAUGAACAAUGUCAUCUCUCACUACCUAUACUACCUAGACCUGAUGGGUGUUGGCAGAGAGGAGGCAGGGCCUCAUGAAGUGCUUAGUUGCGCCGAACAGGUUCCUUUCAACCAAGCUGCUCCCUCUUCAUCAUCUUCUUGAGCCUUUGCUUAUUGGUGAAGGCAAUGGUAAAUACUAAAUAGCGUGUCCAUUAUUGAGCUGUUCCUCUGAAAGGAAAGAUUUUAAUAAGGGACGGGGCAGGUAUAGUUUUGAGCAUGUGUACAACUUCUGAGAAGAAGAAAGAAUCCGUUCAAUUCUUGUUUUUUGUUUGAAUCUGCUAUUUUCUGGACAACUAUGGUGUAUAUUGAAUCAUUUAUGCCUUUCCUUGUUUA
Molecule: messenger RNA, 1266 nt
Organism: Hevea brasiliensis (rubber tree)
Lineage: Eukaryota; Viridiplantae; Streptophyta; Magnoliopsida; Malpighiales; Euphorbiaceae
Product: chitinase-like protein 2
Exons: 3
Coding region: 71-1036 (321 amino acids)
Biological process (GO): chitin catabolic process; cell wall macromolecule catabolic process; carbohydrate metabolic process
Molecular function (GO): chitinase activity
Source: RefSeq, a predicted model, not a curated record